Vicia faba (fava bean) is the source of this 672-nucleotide messenger RNA. The record is from the annotation of a GenBank genome assembly. NCBI's taxonomy places the organism in Eukaryota, Viridiplantae, Streptophyta, Magnoliopsida, Fabales, Fabaceae.
AUGGAAGAGAUUAAUCCAAUAAGUACAAGAUUUUUUACUAGUGGUAGUAAUAUAUGGAACAAUGAUUAUGGAUCACUACCUUAUGAAGGUUAUAGCGUGAUGGAGAUGGCUUCUAUGAGAGUACUCACUCCGCCAUUGCGAGGAUGCGUGGUUUCAAUGGCGAUGGAUUGUCUCGACUGUCAAUAUUUACAAGCAGUGAUCGAAGAGGGUGAUCCAACAUAUGUUGCUAUGAUCCUCUCUGAGAUAAAGGGUUAUUUACACCAGCUCAUGAAACAUCAGUUUGGCAACUAUUUGAUUCAAAAGAUUUUUGAAGCAAAGAAAGGCAUCACUAAUAUCCAAAUAGAUUCUAUUGUUUACUUGAUUAUCUAUGAUACUCACAAGUUAAGAGACGUCUGCAAGAACAAUCACGGAACUCGAGUUAUGCAAAUAAUGCUAGAGAAUAUGAAAUGUCCAGUCACAAAAUAUGUGGUAUUGUAUAUGAUGAAGCCUAUCAUUGAUGAAUUGAUGAAAAAUAUUAAUGGUGGUUAUGUCAUUGUGCAAUGUGUGAAGGUUUUUCCACCCACACUCAAAAAGGUGAUCUUGGAUGAAUUAGCAAAUAUUGUGUUGAAAUUGCAACACACAAGAUUGGAUGUUCAGUUCUUCAAACUUGUAUUAAAGAUAGUGAGAUACUAG